Molecule: messenger RNA, 1695 nt
Organism: Boeremia exigua
Lineage: Eukaryota; Fungi; Ascomycota; Dothideomycetes; Pleosporales; Didymellaceae
Product: MFS transporter-like protein
Exons: 5
Coding region: 1-1695 (564 amino acids)
Biological process (GO): transmembrane transport
Molecular function (GO): transmembrane transporter activity
Source: RefSeq, a predicted model, not a curated record
AUGGCUUCCAAGGAAUACACUGAAGAUGAGCGGCGUCAGCUCGAACAAGAACUCAAUGUUGAGAUCAUACCUGGCACUGAAAUCAUGACGGACAUAGGGAGCCACCACUUCGUGAAAGGUAUUCACCGAGAGGUUCUCGUUCCUCAACCCUCCGAUGACCCGCACGACCCGUUGAACUGGAGCAUCUGGUGGAAGACCGGAUGUAUCACGUCUACAGCCUUUGUGGUUUUUACCCAGGGGUUUGGUCCUCUCGCACUGGCACCCAUGUUCCCUGCGUUGAUGGAAGCGUUUCAGUGUGACCUCGCUGGUGCUAUCCAGUUUACAGGCGUGUGUAUCUUGGUGCUGGGAUUCAGCAACUUCAUCUGGGUUCCCAUCAGUACUUCCUUUGGCCGUCGACCAGUGCUUCUCCUCAGCCAACUUAUUAACUUUGGCACUAGUAUUUGGCGCGCCAAAGCUACUUCAUACGGCUCAUUCAUGGGUGCAUGCAUCGUCAACGGCAUCGGUGCUGGUCCCUCAGAGACGAUGAUGCCUGAGGUCAUCGCUGACAUCUUCUUCUUACACGAUCGAGGGAAGUGGAACACAUUAUAUUGGGUGGUAUACAUGGGCUCUCUCAUGGUGGGACCUAUCAUCUCGGGCGUAAUGACAGAAGACCUCGGCUUUCGUAGCUUCUGGUGGCUCAAUGCCGGGCUUAUUGGCGCCUCCUUCCUGAUGGUUGUUUUCCUGUUUCCAGAAACGCGCUUCAAGCGCCAGGACACAAAGGCCGUCCCCGCAAAGCACAUCGCAUCCGAUAUACCUGACGAGAAAACGCAUGCAACCAAUAUAGAAACCACCGCCUCUUCUGAUAACGGCGACAUUCAACAGGUCACUACCGUGUCCUCCAACUUGCCCAAUGCUAACGACCUCACGCUCACCGAGACUGCGGCUAAAGACCCAUACCUUGGCGCCGGAACCCCUGCUCGCUGGCAAUGGCGCAUCUUCCAACCGAAUGCAAACCCCUUCCUCUCUAUUCUGCUUGAUCUCUGGAUUCCAUGGAAACUCUUCGCAUUCCCCGUCGUUGAGUUUGCUGCCUUUGUUGCAUCCUGGUCUUGCUCCUCCUUCCUUACCAUCAACCUCACGCAAUCCCAAGUCCUGUCGCUCCCGCCGUACAACUUCAAACCCACGACUGUUGGUUUUACGAACUUUGCCAUCAUCGUUGGCGCGCUGAUCGGAUUGAUCACAUCCGGUCCAUUGAGCGAUUGGGUUGCCGCAAAGGCGACAAAGAAGAAUGGCGGUGUCCGUGAACCAGAGAUGAGGCUACCUGCCAUGAUCCCGUAUGUCGUGGUCAUGUUCCUCGGUAACAUUGUGGUGGCUGUUGGAUACGAGAGGAAGUGGCCGUGGGAAGCCAUUAUUAUCAUUGGCUACACAUGCGCGGGUAUCCAGGUUGCGGCACUUCCAGGAAUCGUGAGCACGUACGCGGUAGACUCUUACAAGCCGGUUGCGGGUAGCUUGUUUGUCGCAAUCACGGUGAACAAGAAUUUGUGGGGGUAUGGAUUUGGAAAGUUCAUCACGCCGUGGAGUAUCGAGGCCGGAUUCAUCCCGCCGAUCAUGACAAAUGCAAGUCUUAUUCUAGCCUGGUGUUUGUUUGGCAUUCUGUUUUACUAUUACGGAAAGACGUUCAGGAGAUGGAGCAAGAAUAGCAGCGUGCACAGGAUGUGA